Vicugna pacos (alpaca) is the source of this 4681-nucleotide messenger RNA. The record is from RefSeq and is a predicted model, not a curated record. NCBI's taxonomy places the organism in Eukaryota, Metazoa, Chordata, Mammalia, Artiodactyla, Camelidae.
AUUCUCUCCAUUCGGGCGCAAGAGCCAUGGAGACGCUGAGAGAGUCUGUGCUGCACUUGGCCUUGCAGAUGUCGACCUACAAGCGGGCCACGCUGGACGAGGAGGACCUGGUCGACUCGCUCUCCGAGGGUGACGUGUACCCAAAUCACCUGCAGGUGAACUUCCGAAGCCCCCGAAGUGGCCAGAGGUGCUGGGCCGCACGGACCCAGGUGGAGAAGCGGCUGGUGGUGCUGGUGGUGCUUCUGGCGGCAGGACUGGUAGCCUGCUUGGCAGCGCUGGGCGUCCAGUACCAGACAAGAACCCCACCGGUGUGCCUAAGUGAGGCCUGCAUAUCAGUGACCAGCUCCAUCUUGAGUUCCAUGGACCCCACGGUGGACCCCUGCCAGGACUUCUUCACCUACGCCUGCGGCGGCUGGAUCAAAGCCAACCCGGUGCCUGAUGGCCACUCGCGCUGGGGGACCUUCAGCAACCUCUGGGAACACAACCAAGCCAUCAUCAAGCACCUCCUCGAAAACGCCACUGCCAGUGUGAGCGAGGCGGAAAGGAAGGCCCAGGUGUAUUACCGUGCAUGUAUGAAUGAAACCAGGAUUGAGGAGCUCAAGGCUAAGCCCCUGAUGGAGCUGAUUGAGAAGCUUGGGGGCUGGAACAUCACCGGGCCCUGGGACAAGGACAACUUCCAGGACACCCUGCAGGUGGUCACAUCCCACUACCGCACCUCGCCCUUCUUCUCCGUCUACGUUAGCGCCGACUCCAAGAACUCCAACAGCAACGUGAUCCAGGUGGACCAGUCUGGCCUGGGCUUACCCUCAAGGGACUAUUACCUGAACAAAACUGAAAAUGAGAAGGUGCUGACAGGAUACCUGAACUACAUGGUCCAGCUGGGGAAGCUGCUGGGCGGAGGGGACGAGGACUCCAUCCGGCCCCAGAUGCAGCAGAUCCUGGACUUUGAGACGGCGCUGGCCAACAUCACCAUCCCCCAGGAGAAGCGCCGGGACGAGGAGCUCAUCUACCACAAAGUGACGGCGGCCGAGCUGCAGGCCCUGGCGCCCGCCAUCAACUGGCUGCCCUUCCUCAACACCAUCUUCCACCCAGUGGAGAUCAACGAAUCCGAGCCUAUCGUGGUCUACGACAAGGAGUACCUGGGGCAGGUCUCCGCCCUCAUCAACAACACGGACAAGUGCCUGCUGAACAACUACAUGAUCUGGAACCUGGUGCGGAAGACAAGUUCCUUUCUUGAUCAGCGCUUUCAGGAUGCCGACGAGAAGUUCAUGGAAGUCAUGUACGGGACCAAGAAGACCUGUCUUCCUCGCUGGAAGUUUUGCGUGAGUGACACAGAGAACACCUUGGGCUUCGCCCUGGGCCCCAUGUUCGUCAAAGCCACAUUCGCUGAGGACAGCAAGAACAUCGCCAGCGAGAUCAUCCUGGAGAUCAAGAAGGCAUUUGAGGAGAGCCUGAGCGCCCUGAAGUGGAUGGAUGAAGACACUCGGAAAUCAGCCAAGGAGAAGGCGGAUGCAAUCUACAACAUGAUCGGCUACCCCAACUUUAUCAUGGACCCCAAGGAGCUGGACAAAGUGUUCAAUGACUACACCGCGGUCCCAGACCUCUACUUCGAGAACGCCAUGCGGUUUUUCAACUUCUCAUGGAGGGUCACCGCCGACCAGCUCCGGAAAGCUCCCAACAGAGAUCAGUGGAGUAUGACCCCACCCAUGGUGAAUGCUUACUAUUCACCCACCAAGAACGAGAUUGUGUUUCCGGCCGGAAUCCUGCAGGCACCAUUCUACACCCGCUCUUCACCCAAGGCCUUAAACUUUGGUGGCAUCGGCGUCGUCGUGGGCCACGAGCUGACUCAUGCUUUUGAUGAUCAAGGACGAGAGUAUGACAAGGACGGGAACCUUCGACCCUGGUGGAAGAACUCAUCCGUGGAGGCUUUCAAGCAACAGACCGAGUGCAUGGUGGAGCAGUACGGCAACUACAGCGUCAACGGGGAGCCCGUGAACGGCCGGCACACCCUCGGGGAGAACAUCGCUGACAACGGGGGCCUCAAGGCGGCUUAUCGGGCCUACCAGAACUGGGUGAAGAAGAAUGGGGCCGAGCAGACGUUGCCCACCCUGGGUCUCACCAAUAACCAGCUCUUCUUCCUGGGGUUUGCACAGGUCUGGUGCUCCGUCCGCACACCCGAGAGCUCCCACGAAGGUCUCAUCACCGAUCCCCACAGCCCCUCCCGCUUCCGAGUCAUCGGCUCCAUCUCCAACUCCAAGGAGUUCUCAGAACACUUCCACUGCCUGCCUGGCUCACCCAUGAACCCUCAUCACAAGUGUGAAGUCUGGUGAGGGGCGGAGCACCAAGAGCCAAGACAGAGGACGAGGGGGAGGGGCUGAGGACAAGUCCCCGGGGUACAGCCCGCAAGGCUGCCCCUCCAUCAGUGUCCAGGGCAUCACCCAACCCCCUUGGCCGCCUCAGGAGGAUUUUCAGCUGGAACCAAGCCUGUGACGUGGGUUCUCAUCAUAAUCAGAGAUAUGAUCCCCUGUGACGAAAACCCCUGUCAUCCCAGGCACACAUGUGUCAAGUCUAAUGGGCGUUUGGGCAUCAGGCUGGUUACUCACCAGGCCUGGGCCCCACGCCGACAAGGGCAGUGGGACAGCUCCCUGCCCACAUCCAGCGCCAGAUACACCACAAAUACCACUGUGUCAAAUGCUUUAAUGAUAUAUUUUUGGGGAAACUGUUUUUUAAACAUUGUGGAAUACACUGGAAGUCUUCAGGGAAAUAAUGCAUUUAAAACACUUUUUUUUUUUAAGGAAAGGAUUGGUAUAUUUAUUAUGCUCUGUUUUUCUAAAUAAUCUGUGGACAAGGGAAGCCCCACUGAUUUGCCCCUCUCUCUCCCUGCCCUGCUGCGAGGUGGGGCUGAAGCGGGAUCCCCAGCCACUGAGCAGGUCCCCACAUGGAGAGCUGCUCCCGUGGUUUCAGCGUCCUCCUCCUCUGGUUCUUGGUCCCCUGAUGCCAAGGAGAGAUGGAGGGAGGCCUGGCAGGGGGAGGGCCGCCUCAGUGUGCCUGCCUCUGUCCCCAGGGUCCAGCCAUGGGAACCCUAGCAAGGAUCCCCAGAGUCGCAGCAGGGGACUGAUGGCUGCACGAGGCCAGGUCAGGCCCUCAAACCCCGUCUGGAGGUGCCCGAGCACCCUGGAUCCAGGCCACAGGAGCCCUGUGAGGCUGCCACCCCCAUCGGGGGUUCUCUGUCACACAUAGUCGUCCUCUCCUUCUCUUCUGUUGGCCACCCCAUGUGAGUCCCAAGGCUUGCUGCCUCUCUGCAGCAUCCCCCAUCCCAGCCACUUCGGAGUCUGCCUCGCAGACCCUCUUCCUCCAGGGAAGGAGACAGAGAAAGCAGCUCUCAUCUCCCAAGGGCCCAGAUCCUCCCUCCGAGCUCCGUCCUCCAGCACCGGCCUGGGCCUGGCUCCCGCAGCCAGCCCCGCUCCGUUCUCGAGUGCCUUAUCUGAGGCUGCGCCUGGGCUCCCCUGAAAGGAGACAGCCCUCCGCCCCAGGGGCCCCUUGGCCUCCUCAGUGAAGCCCCCAAGUGUCCUGACUGGAACACAAGGCCAUACCCCCUACUCCCGUGCCCACAGAGCUGCCCCUCGCGGCCGCCCAGGAGCUCCGGCCCGCAGGGCAGCGGCACCGAGGGCAGGAGUCUGAGGAACCCGCAGACUUGCACCAGGUUCAGGCCCACCGUCAGCCCCCUGGUAUGAGUCAAGACGACACUUGGAUCCAGACGGACUCCUCUUCCUGGGGGAUGCUUUUAGUCACAGGAGGCUGCGAGGGGAAGGUUCUCCAAACCUGGUCAGUCUGGCCUGAGGUGUCAGGGGACCAGGAAUGUCGUCCCCUCCCUGAGGCCACAGUUUCUCGGGACCGCAGGCUCAGGGGCCCCCACACCUGGUGGAGCAAACAUAGCCCCGCUCCGGCCGUCUGAGGAAGCAGGCAGCGGUGACUGCGGCAGGUCAGCCAGCGUCCUCCUCGGCUCUCCCUGGCAGCCCAGGCCCCUGGGACAGGCCCUGCGGCACAGCGCACUCGCCUCGGCCAGGAAGCCAGAAUCCUGCUUGCCAGGAGGAGCGGACAGCUCAGCCCCCGCUUCGCCCACCUUCAGAUCAGCCCCAGAGCUGGGGCAAGGGUGUCGGGAGUAGCUCCAGAUGAGGCGCCCGGUCCCCACGUGCAGCAGACCUGGUAUCUAUUCAGAGGGAAGAGAUACUUGGUCCUGGUGCCCUCCCAGCACCUCCUCUUCCAAACCCUCCUGCCCGCCGGCCUUCCCCGUGGAAGGUCACAGUCCUCUGGUGUCUGUCGGCACCGUGGACUGGGGCCUCCCAGCCAGAAGCAGGUGUCCAAGGGCUGAGGGUCCAGCCAGAGGGAAUGUCCACCAUUCUCAUCACUUCAGGAAGUGGCGGGGCAGGGGGAGGAGGGUCAGGCCCAGCAGGGAUAGAAACAAAGGCAGCAUCCUCACCCCCCUCCCCCUCCAGCGCUGGGCAGCUGUCCUCUGAGAGACCCCCUCCUCCUGGGCCUGGGGAGCCAUAGGGCUGGCUUCUCCGCAGGGACGUGGAUGUGGGGUUUGGAGCUGGGAAUCUAUUUUUUGUAUUAUCAUGUUUUGUGCUACUGUAGUUUUGGUGUGGCACUAUUGUAAUUGAAAUAAAGUACUUGUACUGAG